CCGGAUCUCUGCCCUGAUGAUACAUGUCCAAUAAAAAAAUAAUAAACCCUCUUAUUCUUUGCUCACUUCAGUCCACAUUCAAGGCCCUUUCUCUCUUCCUUAGUGCCAGCUGUUGCAAUUCCCUUUUUUAAUUUAUUUAUUUAUUUAUUAUUACUCACAAAAAUCCCUUCUCAGUGCUAGUUGUUACAAGUACGUUUUCCCUUCUUUUCUCUUUCUCUCUCAUGAAAUUACGUUUCCACUCUUUCUUUUUCUUUCUCUGUAUCUGUCACUACCUUUACUCUCUUUCUCUCUUCCCAUUCCGUCACUACCUUUACUCUCUUUCUCUCUUCCCCUUCCCAUUUCUGUUACUAUUCAAAAAACUCUGUUGUGUGUGUUGUGCCAUUUUUUUGCGUCUUCAUUAAUCUUCUGUUCCUUCCUCUUUCUCUUCCUCAUCUUCUCCUCUUUUCUUCCGCUUAAGGGCCUUCUUUGUUAGAUUUUUUUUCACUUUGGUUUUUAUAUUGCUUUGGACGGAAAAAAGGUGUGACCUUUGUCUUUUUUAUUCCUUUUGUCUAAUUUUUUGUGGUGAUUUUUGGGACAGGCUAACGGCGGUGCUGAAGGUCACGACGCUUUGUCCAUGCAAGGGCCUUCUUUGUUUGGUUUUUGGGACAGGCUAACGGCGGUUCUAAAGGUGACGGUGCUUUGCCAUGCAAGGGCCUUUUUUGUUCGAUUUUUUUUCGCUUUGGUUUUAAUAUUGCUUUGGACGGGAAAAAGGUGUAACCUUUGUCUGAUUUUGACGAGGUUCCAUGCAAAAAAGGCUAACGGCGGGGCUGAAGGAAAAAGCUGUGACCUUUGUCUAAUUCCAACUAGGUUCCACGGAAAAAAGGCUAACGGCAGUUCUGAAGGUGACGGUGCUUUGCCAUGCAAGGGCCUUCUUUGUUCGAUUUUUUUCGCUUUGGUUUUAAUAUUGCUUUGGACGGGAAAAAGGUGUGACCUUUGUCUGAUUUUGAUGAGGUUCCACGCAAAAAAGGCUAACGGCGGUGCUGAAGGUGACGACGCUUUGCCAUGCAAGGGCCUUCUUUGUUCAAUUUUUUUUCGCUUUGGUUUUAAUAUUACUUUGAACGGGAAAAAGUUGUGACCUUUGUCUGAUUCCGACGAGGUUCCACGGAUAAAAGGCUAACAGCAGUGCUGAAGGUGACGGCGCUUUGCCAUGCAAGGGCUUUCUUUGUUCGAUUUUUUUCGCCUUGGUUUUAAUAUUGCUUUGGACGGUAAAGAGGUGUGACCUUUGUCUAAUUCCGACGAUGUUCCCUUUUUAUCUAUUUUCCCCUUGGACAGAAACAUUUCACAACAAUAUGAUUCGCAGGUCAGUGUUGAAGAAUAAAGGUUCCAUUUUUAUCUAUUUUAUUCCUUUUUGUUGUCUAAUUUUUUGUGGUGAUUUUUGGGACAAGCUAACGGCGGUGCUGAAGGUGACGAUGUUUUGCCAUGCAAGGGCCUUCUUUGUUUGGUUUUUUUUUUCUUUGGUUUUUAUAUUGCUUUGGACGGGAAAAAGGUGUGACAUUUGUCUGAUUCCGAUGAGGUUCCCUUUUUAUCUAUUUUCCCCUUGGACCGAAAAAAAGGUGUGACUUUCGCAACAAUAUGAUUCACAGGGCAGUGUUGAAGAAUAAAUGUUCCAUUUUUAUGUAUUUUAUUCAUUUUUUUAGUCAAUUUUUUUGUGGUGAUUUUCGGGAUAGGCUAACCGCGGUGCUGAAGGCGACAACACUUUGCUGGAUUUGUUCUUUAUUUAUGAGAAUAUUUGUGAUUUUUCUUUUUUCCCAGGAAACUCCUCUUUUCUGGAAGACUAAAGGUGUCAUUUUUAUCUUCCAAAUCUAUUCCAAUCACACUAUUUUUCCUAUUUUUCCUGAAACCUAAUCAAUUUUUUUGCCUCAUUUUUCGUGGUCGAUUUUUGGGACUGGGUGUAAUGUUUUUGUAAAUCUAACAUGUUGAGACAACCCUUCACAAGGCAAUAGAACAUUGUCAUCCAAACCUGUGUUGUUUCAUCCUCUGGCAUAACCUUUAGCUGUACCUUCUUUCUUUCACUCUAUUCUAUGUCUUUGUGAAUUUGUUAAUGUUGUUGUCAUAGUUGUAGUGUUUUGAAUUAGUUAGUUUUUGUGAUUUGUUACCCUUUUUUUGUUUCAUGAGCUCGAUAUUGUUGGUUUUGAAUUUAACAAUUAUUUUUCAAAGCUUGGAUUUUUGUUUCUGUUUCAGAUUCUACAGUGUGAUAGUUUGUGGGAGAUUUGGAUUUUAUUUGUUGUGAUUUUCUUUAUUAAAGUUCUUUUUUCUUGCAAUUUUUAUUAUAACCUUACAUUGUUUCUUACAGGAUGGUGAAGCUACAUCUGAGAAGGUGACCAACAAUUACCAUGUUCUGAGACAAAUAGAGUGAUGAUGACCCCAUUUUGAUUGAUGGAGAAAUUUUUAUGUUACUUUGUUUUAACAGUUUAAAGUUGUAAUUUAAUCAUUAUGGUUUUCAAGCAAUGCAUUUUUAAUAUUACUUA
This is a messenger RNA of Glycine soja, 2507 nucleotides long. RefSeq lists its product as uncharacterized. NCBI's taxonomy places the organism in Eukaryota, Viridiplantae, Streptophyta, Magnoliopsida, Fabales, Fabaceae. The transcript is spliced from 6 exons. The coding region runs from base 614 to 1114 and encodes 166 amino acids. The record is from RefSeq and is a predicted model, not a curated record.